AUGACUUUUCCAAGAUCACACUUUCAAGGAACUCAUGACAAUGAAGCCGACCAAAGUAGAAUUACACAUGUUAAUGAUGUUGCACUUGGUCGUAAUUGCACAUCACCUAAUCAACGAAACAACCUGAGUCAAUCAGAUACAGAUGUUGAUGAAGCUUUGGAGGAUGCAGUAAUAUCAUAUGUUAACGCGGAUGCUAGAGAAAAUGUUGCAUUAUCAUGUCAUUCUCAAGAAUCAGGACAUGUAUUUCGAGCAAAGCACAAUAUUGCUCGAAAUUUCAAAAAUAAAAUGACGAUGCCAAAAUCCCAGUUGCCUCAUCCAAUUACCUACAAACAUUGCAAUUCAAGAUUGUUUCAUCAUGAAUCACGUGACACGUGUUGUACUGGUGGAAAGGUAUCAUUUUCACGAGUUAAUUCUCCUAUAGAUGAUUCAGCUGAAGGAAAACAUUUUAGGCAACAUAUUCGAAGUUAUAACCAUGUGCUCUCAUUCACUUCAAUUGGUGUUCACGUUGAUGAGAAUAUUCUUGCAUCUGGUCGUGGUAUAUACACAUUUCGUGCUCAAGGUGAUUUUUACCAUAACAUAUGA
Lathyrus oleraceus (garden pea) is the source of this 582-nucleotide messenger RNA. RefSeq lists its product as uncharacterized. The transcript is spliced from 4 exons. Bases 1 to 582 code for a protein of 193 amino acids. The record is from RefSeq and is a predicted model, not a curated record. Lineage: Eukaryota; Viridiplantae; Streptophyta; Magnoliopsida; Fabales; Fabaceae.